Lynx canadensis (Canada lynx) is the source of this 1123-nucleotide messenger RNA. Its product is annotated as catenin alpha-3-like. The record is from RefSeq and is a predicted model, not a curated record. Gene Ontology annotation, biological process: cell-cell adhesion; cell migration. The transcript is spliced from 7 exons. NCBI's taxonomy places the organism in Eukaryota, Metazoa, Chordata, Mammalia, Carnivora, Felidae. Gene Ontology annotation, cellular component: adherens junction; fascia adherens. Gene Ontology annotation, molecular function: actin filament binding; beta-catenin binding; cadherin binding. Bases 2 to 1123 code for a protein of 373 amino acids.
CAUGUCAGCUGAAACACCAAUCACACUGAAUAUUGAUCCUCAGGAUCUGCAGGUCCAAACAUUCACUGUAGAGAAGCUACUGGAACCUCUCAUAAUCCAGGUUACUACACUUGUAAAUUGUCCCCAGAAUCCUUCUAACAGGAAAAAAGGACGUUCAAAAAGAGCCAGAGUCCUUCUAGCUUCUGUGGAGGAAGCGACUUGGAAUUUAUUAGACAAGGGAGAGAAGAUUGCCCAGGAAGCCACAGUUUUAAAGGAAGAGCUUACUACUGUACUUGAGGAAGUUCGCAAAGAAAGUGAAGCUCUGAAAGUAUCAGCUGAGAGAUUUGCAGAUGACCCCUGUUAUCUCCCAAAAAGGGAGGCUGUGGUUCAGGCUGCCCGUGCCUUGUUGGCUGCAGUUACCAGACUCCUUAUCCUCGCAGACAUGAUUGAUGUCAUGUGUCUCUUACAGCACGUGUCAGCUUUUCAAAGAACAUUUGAGUCUCUUAAAAACGUUUCCAAUAAAUCUGACCUCCAGAAAACCUACCAGAAGCUUGGGAAGGAGCUGGAAAAUCUGGAUUAUUUAGCCUUCAAACGUCAGCAGGACUUAAAAUCUCCAAAUCAGAGGGAUGAAAUCGCAGGGGCCCGGGCCUCUCUGAAGGAAAACUCCCCGCUCUUGCAUUCAAUUUGUUCAGCUUGUUUGGAACAUUCUGAUGUUGCUUCCCUUAAAGCCAGCAAGGACACAGUUUGUGAAGAAAUUCACAAUGCCCUCAAUGUAAUUUCAAAUGCUUCACAAGGCAUCCAGAAUACGAUUGCCCCACCGGAAUCUAAGGCAGCCACCCUGGGAAGUGCCCUUGAUGAGCUUGAGAAUUUAAUUAUCUUGGAUCCACUCACAGUGACUGAGGAAGAAAUAAGACCAUCACUAGAAAAACGUCUUGAAGCCAUUAUCAGUGGGGCUGCACUGUUGGCUGACUCUUCCUGCACAAGAGAUUUCCAUCGGGAACGGAUUAUCGCAGAAUGCAAUGCCAUUCGUCAGGCUCUCCAGGACCUGCUUUCAGAGUACAUGAACAAUGUAAGUAACUGGUUUUCCACCAACCCCUUACAAUGGUUUGACCUACCUCUUAGGAAUAUUAUAAAUGUUGUCUAA